AUGAAUAAAAUAAUAUUAACUUAAGUGAACAAGGAUAAAAUACAUUCUACUCAUAAACUUAGUUUUGAACAGAGAGAUAUAAAGAGUGAAAAUAUACUGUUAACUAAAGAGAAAUAAAUAAGGUUUAUUGAUUUAAGAACUGUAAGAGAUAUGAAUGAUCCAACUUUUGAAGGAAGUGGAAACGGAAGAAAAAGUAAUCAGAAUAUAUAAUUAUCGGAUAAUAUAAUUUUAAAAAUUUGUGGGAACUCCAUAAUUUAUGGCUCUUGA
Paramecium primaurelia is the source of this 267-nucleotide messenger RNA. The record is from the annotation of a GenBank genome assembly. Lineage: Eukaryota; Ciliophora; Oligohymenophorea; Peniculida; Parameciidae.